AUGGUUCAAAUGGACAUGUCUCUUAUGUUAUUUACACAUUACUUAUUUGGUUAUAUUGGUACAACUAUAUGUUCAAUAGGACUUGUUCUUGCUCUAUGUUCUGUAUAUAUAUUUACUCGUCGUCAAAUGCGUAGUGUUGUUUCGACUUAUCUUGCUGGAUUGAGUAUUAGCGAUAGCUGUCUAUUGUUAUUGGGUCUUGUUUUUGCUAUUAAUUAUUCUAUUCCUCCAAAUCGACAAAGUGAAUCAUUUUAUUCAUCAACACUUCAUAAAUAUCUUUUUCCAUAUGUCUAUGCUUGUAUUAUAUGGUUUCAAUUUACAAGUGUCUGGGUGAUAAUUGGUUUUGCUAUUGAUCGAUGGUUUGCUAUUAAAUGGCCAAUGCUUCAUUAUACACAUGGUUCAAAAAGAGCCUGUUAUAUUGUUGUGACAAUUUAUUGUUUGGGUUUUAUUUAUUCAUUACCACGUUUUUUUGAAUAUAAAACUGAAGUACGACGUGAAGAAUUAUCUGUAUUUGAAAAUUAUACAGAAUAUAUUGAUCAUAUUGUGAUAAGCAAUAAAUUACAUAAUAGUAGUAUUUAUCAAUUUACCGUCCAUCUUAUUCUUUAUAGUCUUUUUCAAAGUAUUCUUCCACUUUUAAUGUUAUCAUACUUUAAUGUUGAACUUAUUCGAAGUAUUCAUGCUAGUUCAAAUUUUCUUCAACGUUGUACACCACUCUAUAGACAAAAUACACGAAUUACACGUGAAACAAAUACAAUACGUUUUAGAGAAGGUGUUGUAACACGUUCAGUUAUAUGUUUAAUUGGUUUAUUUACAAUAUGUCAAGUACCAGCAUCAAUACUUCACUAUAUCUAUAUGUUUUAUCGAAAUCAUAGAUGGCUUUAUAUUUGUUAUGAUAUAUCAAAUUUUCUUAUUUUAUUCAAUAGUGCAGUUAAUUUUUUUAUUUUUGCAUGUUUUAAUCGAAAAUUUCGUCGUGAAUUAACACAAGUAUGUUGUCAUACAAAACAUCAAAGUCUAAGUUUACGUACAUCAAGUCAUCAAAUGUUAGCACGAACAAAUUCACCUAUGCGUACAUUACAACAGAUUCAAUUAAAUAUUGCUCAUCCAAAUUAUUGGGAAUAUCAAAAACGAAUAAAUAAUGGAAAUAUUUAUCCUAUACAAAAACAAUCUUUUAAAUCAACAUCUCAAUUUCGUUCAAUAUAUCGACGUACAAGUAAUUCAUUAUAUAAUAUUAAUUUAACAAAAUCUAAUCAAUUAAAUUAUGAUCGAUAUUCAAUAUGUGAAUGUAAUUAUAAAAAUUCAUCAUUAAAAAUAAAUAAUGAACAAAAAUUUAAAUAUAAAACAAAAGAUAAUUAUUAUCAUAAUUGUAAUAAUGAUGAAUAUUUAUUAAAUACAAAAAAACCCUAUUCAUCAUCACAUAAUAUAAUUAAUGGUUAUAUAUAUGAACAAAAAUUACAUUAUAUACCAUGUCGUUGUAAAAAUAAUCAACAAAAAAUUCUAAGAUCAUCAACAUCAUCUAAUUUACUUCAAUCAACAAGAAAUACAAAAUCAUAA
Messenger RNA from Rotaria sordida, 1548 nucleotides. The record is from the annotation of a GenBank genome assembly. NCBI's taxonomy places the organism in Eukaryota, Metazoa, Rotifera, Eurotatoria, Philodinida, Philodinidae.